Dibothriocephalus latus is the source of this 639-nucleotide messenger RNA. The record is from the annotation of a GenBank genome assembly. NCBI's taxonomy places the organism in Eukaryota, Metazoa, Platyhelminthes, Cestoda, Diphyllobothriidea, Diphyllobothriidae.
UUGGAGACGGUGCAGAAGCCGACUGAGCACACGUCAGAAACCAUCCCAAGGACCUGUUCGCCCUCGGGGUCAGACACUACGGAAACCUCAGAUGGAUCGCCGCUCUCCUCUAACAGAUCUUCAACCUAUAACGAUCCAAAUUGCGACCAGCUGAAGGCUGCCCUCCCUAUUAUUGAGACUAAAGUGUCCAGCAGCGUUAAUUCAAGUACAGCCGCCUGCAACAAGCCGGCCGUAUUUCUGACCAAUUUGGCACCCACUAUCACGCCAGCCAUCCUCAAAGAUUACUUCUCCAAAUUUGGCAAAGUCAGGAAAGCGAAGGUGCUAGGCGGUAAGGCCAAGGGCAAAAGACCAGUCUGCGCGUUUGUUACCUUUGCUGACCUGAAGACUAUCGAGGGUGGUGUUCUGGAGGCUGGUCAUUUCCUGGAUGGCCGUCUUGUCCGUGUCAAACACCCAUGUUUGCCUCUUUGUGCCUUCCGUGUAUUUUGCUGGUUUACGCUUCAGGCCGUUUUUAUCAUUGACGUCUUUGAGUUAUGCUUUAAGAGUUGCAUUCUGCCACCAGUCAAGUUCAUAUCGAAGUUCAAUUUGGAUGGAAACUACGAUUGGCGCAUACAGCAGAGGCACUGUCUCAUUAAAUGUUAA